This is a messenger RNA of Cajanus cajan (pigeon pea), 1262 nucleotides long. RefSeq lists its product as uncharacterized. Lineage: Eukaryota; Viridiplantae; Streptophyta; Magnoliopsida; Fabales; Fabaceae. The record is from RefSeq and is a predicted model, not a curated record.
UCGAAUUUGUUUCAAACAACACGAACGUGAAUGUGAUGCUUCAUACGUUACAUAAUUAGUCCUAGUUAACUACACUAUACAAACCCACACUUUCUUGUGUUUUCUAAGUUUUCUUUUGCAUCAAAUUCUUGACUACGAACAAGAACACAUUUUGGGAUUGAAAGCUUCACAAUUGCAACAAAUUUGAAAUUUCCACCGUCUCUUUUCCGUUUUAUUUUGCAUUUCCGAUUCAUCUCUGACCCUAUUUUUUGGUUUUAACUUGUCAGAUUGUUGGCGAAGAUGGAACCGGACAACAUUGACUGGGACAACAUCGAUUCUACGUUCGUGCAAGAUGACACCUACGAGAACUUCGACGCGCCUAUGUGGGUUGAUCUCUCUGCUUUUGACGAGUCUCUUGUUGAUGAUGAAGCCUGGUUUUGCACUCACGGUUGUAAGCAUCCCAAAACUGCUGAGGAUUUUCUUAAACCUACCGCCACACGCAAUUCCAAGGCGAAGCUAUUAAGAUUUCCAUCCAUUUCUGAAAUUCUCCCCUUUAGGGACAGACACAGAAGGGAAAAUUCUUCAACUGUGGAAAGUUCUAAAGCCAAGUCUAGGGAGAGGCCUAGUUGUUCAGGAAACUUUUAUGAAGACAGUGAGAAUAGAAAUCCGAACUUUUCAGGUCCACUUCCCAGUGGUAGGACCAACAAGUUGAAGAAGCCGUUGAUGAAGACAAACGGGCCCAAUCCAAAACAGUUGGAUGGUCCAGUGGAGUGUGGUGCGAAAAGUAACCGAAAAUCUCAGCUGAAGAGUACUUUCUCCGCACAAAAUUUGUUGGGUGGCAGAGAGAUUCUGAGUCAGAUCAGCGGGUUAUGCUCUGAAUUGAAGAGGCUAGCAAGAGGGAAGAAAGGGACAAGUGAGAAAGUUGCAAGUUCAAGUGGUUGGGUGUCAGAAGAAGUGAAGGAAAGUAUGGUGCACAAGGAAAGGGUACCUCUGCUUGUGGUCAAGAAAUCAAGGGAAGGACACUCUUGAUGAUGGAACAUGAAACAUGAUCAAGUAACCAAGUUGAUUGUAUCUGAAUUUUGAUCCCCAUAUACAGGAUUUUGACAGUGAAAUGGUGCUAUAAUCAUGCAUUUCAAUUGGAUUUUCAGAGUUGGUUUAAUAAAAAAAGUUCGUGCCCGGACCAAGAAGAGUUUGGCCUAGUCUUUCUUUUUGUUGGAGCCGAGGGAAAGUACAUGAUUUAUGACAAGAAAAUAUUAAUUUGAUCAUUUAUAUCUUCUAACUUA